AUGCUGCCGAUCGCUGCCUCGUCGAGGCUCACCUUGGAACACCUCGCGGUGACAUGUAGCUUGAGGAGUCGAACCUUCUCCACGACUCGCACCGGCUCGCUCGCUGCGACUGGCCAACAGUGCACCACCCGGGCCACGCACGAGCCCCAGACGAACACAUCGCCGACCAAGCAUUCACCGCCACAGCCGCAGUCGAACCACAAGACGCACUACCUCAUCACAUUGCAUCGAUCUCCCGCAAAUUUACCCGAGACGGUCGCGCGCACCUGUGAAGCCCUUGGCCUACCCCGUCGCCUCUCGUCCUCGAUCGUGCCGAUUACUCAAGUCUCCAGCGGCCAAGUGCUCGCCAUCAAGGAACUCGUCGGUGUGCGCGCCAUCACGCUCGAUCAGGUCGUUUCAGCGCAAUGGACCCAGCGCAAGGGGGCAGGUAACCAAGGCAGCGGGUUGAGGUCGAACGGCAAUCCGCGGGGGAUCAUCCGGGUCGGCAGUGAGAGGGCAAGAGGGGACGAGAGAGGGUACAGGAUUCUCAAGUAG
Messenger RNA from Microbotryum saponariae, 534 nucleotides. The record is from the annotation of a GenBank genome assembly. Lineage: Eukaryota; Fungi; Basidiomycota; Microbotryomycetes; Microbotryales; Microbotryaceae.